Molecule: messenger RNA, 434 nt
Organism: Ectocarpus sp. CCAP 1310/34
Lineage: Eukaryota; Phaeophyceae; Ectocarpales; Ectocarpaceae
Source: the annotation of a GenBank genome assembly
UCUCUGUUCCCCUGACCUUCCCAUCGCACUGCAGAAAAACACGCAUGUACCCGGACACCAGGACACCCACAUACAAGCCAUAUAAUAUGUAUGCGUAUCCACCAAUCAAUCAGACUCGUCACGCACGUAACGGGGAAGCGCGUAGCACCAACAUAGCCACACACAGCAGCCAGGAGUGCACUCUCUCCCCCAACCAUGCAACGGUCCGAUACACCCAACAACAUGCGUCCUGCAUAUACAACCUGAAAUGCGAUGUACACCAAUCCUACUCAAAAAUAAAUGGGACGAGCACCUCGGAACUGCGCCCAGCAUAGGCACACGCAACCCCGACUGCGGCUACACAGGGAGUCCCCCCCGACGGGCACUCACCCUGAACACAAACGCCGCUGCUCCUAUUUCCAUGUCCACUGACACCCCCAAAAGCAAGGGUGGGU